This is a messenger RNA of Striga hermonthica, 2937 nucleotides long. The record is from the annotation of a GenBank genome assembly. Lineage: Eukaryota; Viridiplantae; Streptophyta; Magnoliopsida; Lamiales; Orobanchaceae.
AUGGGCUCAAGUCUCUACGGUGUCCCCCUCUCGGCCGCAAUGGAGGCCUUUUCAAACAACACAAUAUCAGGUAUUAGAGCUCCACUUACCGUUGAUGAGUCUGAUUUUGAAUAUUCCCCAGUUUCAUCAAAAAGCCGUAGAAAUAGCAUGGCUAGUAGCUAUUACAGUAAUAGUGAGCUCGAUGAGUGCGAGGGUUUUGCAAAUGAGGACAAUCUUGGAAAAACUCACCCAUUUCAUGAACUUGAUUUUUAUGAGCCUUAUGCUGUAAACCCAGGUGAAAAUGGUUUUUCUAGGCCUUUUAUGAGGAACCCAGGUGAGGAAUCUACUCAAGAAAGUAGUCGAUUUGAUAAAAAUUCAAUCUUUAGUGCUUCUGUUGCUGUUGGUAACCCGGACGAAAGAAUUUACAGGGUUAUUAGUAUUGUUAAUGACUCUGAUGAUGAUUCUAAAUCAUUCUUGAGCGACUCGGGUGACGAAUUAGUUGAAAAUGAGAAUUAUGGCUUCAGUGACUGUAGGUCCAGGCCCGUUGUGGCAAUUGCAGAUAAGGAAAAUUUAGCAGGUGGGCUGACCCAAUUUGUGGAUGGUAAAUUCCCAGUGGAGCAGAAGUUGCAUAUUCCGAUUGCCAAGUUAUCCAGAGACAGUGAUGAUGAUGAUUCCCAGGGCAGUGGGGCCUUUGAAGAUGACGGUUUUUUGGGUGUUGUAAGGGUCCCGAGUUUUGAUGUUCUGAGUAGACUUAAUAGUGCCCCUAAAGUUAGAAUGUCGGAGGAUGAUGACGUGGAUGAAUGCGAGUGGCGAGCUGAAAAUAUGGUAGAAAUGGAGUUUGUUAAGGACUUGGUGAUAAGUAAUGAUGUUUUGGGCCCUGAAGACGAAAACGAGCAUACCGAUGUGGAAGAUAUAAAAAACUGUGUUUUAUCGUGUGAGACGGUCCAAGAUGGAGGCCAUGAUGUUAAUGGAGAAGAUAAAGCUAAUUCUUUGGCUGUGAAUAUACCAGAAUCAGAGGAAAAUAGUGAUCUUGUGCAUUUAGAUGGGGAAAUUCCAGAAGUUGGUGUGGCUACUGAUGGGAAAACGUGCAUUUUGGAGGAAAAUCGUUUUUCCAAUAACUAUGUUGAAUGUGAGAAACUCGAAACUGAGAGAAAACCAGAUGUUGAGGUCACAGUUGAUUCCUUUAGCUCGAUUGGUGCCAGCAAAAACCAAUCUCCUAAUCAGUGUGUUGAUGUAAUCAGGAGUGUGCAUGAAUUUCUUGGUACGCUUGAGUCCUUCACAGAAAACGUGCAGGCCAGUAUUUCUGAUGGGCAUUUAGGAGACGAUGGUAGCUCAACUGAAGUUGAUGACAGUCAAUUUGAACUCGAAGUCACCAAAAUGGACCAGGAAUUGGAGAAAGAAGCUGCCUUGGAAGGUGGUAUUGAUACUCUCUCUUUUGAAGAGAUUUUGUUAGAUCAUUCACAAGAGAUUAAUUGCCAGAUUUCUACAGACUUGGAUGAUAGUGCUGCUUUGAAGUCUCAAUCUGUUUAUGGUACAAAAAACUUUUUUCCAGAAAGCGCCUCAUGUAAUUUGGGCUCCAAUUCAGUUUCUUCAAGACCCAAUAUUGAAGAAAGAAAUCCUGAUCUUUUGGUGCUGCCCUCGACUUAUAGUGAACAAGAGGGAAGCUUUAGUGUAGGAGAGAGAAAGAAGAAGCUCGAGAGAAUACAACAGACACGAGUAAAAUACUUGCAACUCGUCCACGGUUUUGGUCGUUCUCCGGAAGAUUCUUUGGCUUCAAACGUUUUGAGACAGCUGUCGAUUGCUGAGGCAAAUUGCUCAUCUCAGGAAGUUUUUCCUGAUCCUUCUAGAAAUGUGGAGAUUGAAGCCCGAGAAAAUGGCAAUUUGGACUUUACACUCUGCAUCCUAGUAAUUGGGAAAACUGGAGUCGGUAAGAGUGCGACUGUGAAUUCAAUUUUCGGUCAAAGUAAGACGAUGGUUAAUGCGUUUGAGCCGUCCACGAGUCGUGUGAUUGAAAUUAACAGUGAGAUUAAUGGUGUCAAAGUCAAGAUUUUUGACACCCCUGGUCUUGGAAUCUCUCCUAUCGACCAAUCUUCCAAUUGGAAAAUUUUGUUGUCGAUUAAGAAAAUAAUGCAAAAAUCCUCACCAGAUGUUGUCCUAUAUGUCGACCGUUUGGACACGCAAUUCAGUUACCUCAACGAUUUGCCCUUACUAAAAUCAGUCACUUUGUGCCUGGGCCUUUCAGUGUGGCAAAAAUCCGUUCUUGUUUUCACCCAUUCAGAUUUAUUGCCUCCAGAUGGGCCUGAUGGGUAUCCCUUAAGCUACAAGGAAUUUGUUGCUGACCAAUCACGGGCAUUUCAACAGCUAGUCAGCCUGUCAGCUGUUGAGAUGAACUGUGAUGAGAUGAUUCCAGCAAGCCUAGUCGAGAACAACCCAUUUGCUGAAAAUAGUGUUAACGGUGAAACUUGGAGAUCAAGGCUGCUAUUUUUUUGUUGCUCGAUGAAGGUUUUAUCGGAACUGAAUUCUGUAGUUAAGAUUCAUAAUACGUUUGACCGUACGAAGUUGCUUUUUGGAUAUAGUUUUUUAGAAUCCUUCAGCCAGAUUCUUACAAGGCCAGUUUUUGAGUUAUCCAAUGAUUGCAUUUAUGAUAACGAUGUGCUCAUUGAUUAUAAUCUCGAAAAUGAAUGCCAUUUGCCAGCUGUAAAAUCUGUUCGGCUUGCUAAGGAUAAAAAGGAAUUCAACAUCCAGUUGCGUUCGUUAGUCUGGAAAAAGGGAUCUGCCAUUUUUGGCAAGAACGAGAGAUUUUCUAACACAGACAAGGGCCGUCUGGACAGGAAGCUGAGUGGAAAGAUUUCUGUAAAGACGAGCUAUUCAGAUCAGCUUCAGAUUGUGGGUUUGGUUUUCUUUCCCCUUGCUAAAGUCUUGUUUGAUAAGAUUUUCAGACAACCGGCCCGUGAUUAG